CGAGAAACACAGCCGCGAGAGCGCGGCAAGACGAAAAUCGAGCGAAUUCAUCGUUAUCUGGAGCAAACGAGUUUGGAUUACGACGAUAUACUUGAGGGUAGCGACAGUAAAUCAAUUGGUAGCCUUAGUCAAAGACUUUUCGAAAGUGACGACGAUGAUGAUGACGAUAAUGAUGAAAAAUAUCUCGGAGCAUGUAACGGCUAUUCCUCGCAUCCGGGAAGUAAAUCGAAUCUUCUUCUCUGCAGUGAAUGCGAUCUAAAAUGUAGAACAUGCUCCUACAGGCCCCAAACACCGAGUGCCUUUGGUCGAUUUGCCGUCGAGGAGAAAUUGGAUCAUCCCUGCAGUUGUGAAAGUCCCAGCGACGAUCCAGAGACUCUUAAAGAUAAUCCAGAGGAGGAGGCGACUUGCUCGUCCUGUCGGCAGUACAGUUUCAAUGGAACUUCACGAAGAUGUAUUCAUUGUGACACAUCCGAUCCGGAUGAAGGCGAUUUAAUCUGCUUCAGAUGCCAGAGUGACGCCGGAUCGCGCUGUGAAAAAUGCGAGAGGGAUGGUGGUGGUAAAUAUCGUGGGAUUUAUUCGGCGACAGGCUCAUCGAGUGAGGACAGUAAACGAAUGACGAAAAUUCGUCUCAAUAGUAAAACAAUCGAUUUUGAAUCCGACGAAACUGGCGAGAGUGAUCCAACGAAUGGAUUAGAUGAGGAAAUUGUCACCGAAAGACUAGAGACAAUUGCCGAAGCUAAAGGUGAUACGGCUAGUGAAAAUGGCGAUGAUGAAAAUUCCCGAAAAUUAAAUGGUUCCUCAUCGCAGGCCAAAUUUCUCAAUUAUAUGAUCGUCAUCUUUUUGUAAAUAAUAACCCAGUCGGAUCAAAGAGCAUUUAACAAUUUUACUUCCACAAACAUUUUUUGGAAGUUUCUCUUUGCUUCUAUGAUCCAUAGAUAGCUUUAUUUUUCCCAGAAAAAAAAUAAAAUUUUGCCGAUACAGGUUCCAACCGUGCCUCGUUCAAAGGAGGAUCGAGUCUAUUCUUCAAAAGAAAAAGAAAAGUCUAAAUUCUAGACUUCCGGAUUAUCCGCACUUGUAAAUAAACUGCCAAAAAAAAUUAGAAUUUUGCACUUCAUGUCAAAAAAAAAAAAAAAAAAAAAAAAAAAUU
This is a messenger RNA of Leptopilina heterotoma, 1147 nucleotides long. RefSeq lists its product as uncharacterized. The transcript has a single exon. The annotation marks the transcript as partial. The record is from RefSeq and is a predicted model, not a curated record. NCBI's taxonomy places the organism in Eukaryota, Metazoa, Arthropoda, Insecta, Hymenoptera, Figitidae.